AUGGAUUCAUCAGGAUACUUUGAUAGGCCUAGCAUAACACAAGGUAACACUCCCAAUACAAGCAAUGUGCUUGUGAUAAACGAACAAGAGCUACAAGCUCAAGAUCAAAAUGCGCCCCCACCAGUACCAGAAGUUUCAUCAGCCACACCAGUGCACGCCUACCUUGAUAUUACCCAACACCCAGUCCAGCAUGAAGUUCAGCUCCAACCUCAAUUUACUCCUGAAGAGAUUAGACAUUCUCUUAUUUCAAGCUCAUUAGAUGAAGAGCACAUUGGCCGUCAUCAUCAUAGUUUUAUGCAACUGAUUGAAGAGGAUGAUGAGUUUGAUGAAGACCAUAUCGAUGGCAGUUUCAGUAGAAUUGGGCAGCUGCUGAGGCAAACCUCACUGCGACACUUUCAAAGAGGUGAAGAUGAACUAGAGGAAGAGGAGGCGGAGGAGGCGGAGGAGGAGGAGGAGGAGGAGGAGGAGGAAGGAGAAAGAGAUGAAGAGGAGGAGGAGGAAGAAGAAGAGGAAGAAGAGGAAGAAGAUGUGGUGGAAGAGCGCGGCAUUGAAGGAGUAGGAGUACGAGGGGAAGAAGAAUACGAAGGUGAAUUUGAUCAUGAUGUGCUUAGCUAUGGAACUGCUUCAAGUGUAAGUCAUCAACAACAGCAGCAGCAUCGCCAUCACCGCCAUCACCGCCAUCAUCAUCAUCAUCAAUUUGAAGAUGAGGAUGAGGAUGAGGAGGUGGUGGUAGCGGAAGGAGAAGACGAAGAAGAUGAAGAAGACGAAGCAGACGAAGCAGACGACUCUCAAUCGCAGCCUAGUCUAAAACAGGUCCAAAAGGUAUAUUAUACAAAAGGUUUGCAAGAGUUGGAAAGUCUUGAUCUAGUUGACUUAUCUGCAUUAGCCACAUGGAAACUAUCCACUUACAAACCAGGUUUUGGUCUUUCUCAAUUACGCGACGAUAACCCAGAAACAUAUUGGCAAAGUGAUGGCAGUAAUGGAAGCAAUAACAGUAAUCCUAAUAGUUCUGCGGUUAUGAAUAAUAAUCUAAGCAAUCCUCAUUCCGUUACCAUUCAAUUUAUUAAAAAAGUUGCUUUGGAAAGAAUAUCGAUUUUCACAAAUUACUCACUAGACGAAAGUUAUACUCCAAGUAAAAUCAAAAUCAUGGCUGGAAGUAGUGAAGGCUGGGACUUGAUUGAAGUUUGCACGGUAAAUUUCAAUCAGCCAAUUGGCUGGUCACAUAUAAUUUUCAAUGGAAUAAGAAACGACGGAGUAUUAAAGUGUUUUAUGGUUAAACUCUUUAUCUUGGCUAAUCAUCAAGAAGGUAAAGAUAGUCAUAUACGUGCAAUUCGCUGUUUUGGCAGGAAAAACACACUGGCGCGUGGGGAGGAGUCAAUUGUGCAUGGUGAGUCUCAAUCUAUGCAUCAUGGACAUUCUGAUUUGCUCAAGGACUUGAGUUUAGCCAGUGGAUCAACAAGCCUCUCUGGUAUACUGAUUGGCAAUUGGGUUGUUUCAAAUAGUUCAGAAUUUGAUGACGAAAAUGCACAUCAAGGUGAUGAAGAGCUUUCAAAGAAACUGGAUGAAGAAAGAACGCAGAUAUUGCAAAACAUCCAUAACCUUAUACAAAACGAAAGAGAGUUUCAAAGUAUAGAACUUUCGAGUGUUGCCACGAUACGAUGA
This is a messenger RNA of Lodderomyces oxycetoniae, 1662 nucleotides long. RefSeq names its product anaphase promoting complex subunit. NCBI's taxonomy places the organism in Eukaryota, Fungi, Ascomycota, Pichiomycetes, Serinales, Debaryomycetaceae. Gene Ontology annotation, biological process: protein K11-linked ubiquitination; anaphase-promoting complex-dependent catabolic process. The coding region runs from base 1 to 1662 and encodes 553 amino acids. Gene Ontology annotation, cellular component: anaphase-promoting complex. The record is from RefSeq and is a predicted model, not a curated record. The transcript has a single exon.